This is a messenger RNA of Nerophis ophidion (straightnose pipefish), 4561 nucleotides long. RefSeq names its product ATP-binding cassette sub-family C member 4-like. The transcript has 31 exons. Lineage: Eukaryota; Metazoa; Chordata; Actinopteri; Syngnathiformes; Syngnathidae. The record is from RefSeq and is a predicted model, not a curated record. Gene Ontology annotation, cellular component: plasma membrane. Gene Ontology annotation, molecular function: ATP hydrolysis activity; ATP binding; ABC-type transporter activity. Gene Ontology annotation, biological process: transmembrane transport. The coding region runs from base 176 to 4111 and encodes 1311 amino acids.
UGUGCACAUACCCGCCCCCUGCACACGUCGCUUGGCUGCCGAACCGGCUGCUUUCGAGCAACGUUAACUGCUCCUAAUAGAUGUAAUUUUGAUAUAAACUCGCCAAUUACUCAGUUUUUUCUUACUUUCUCGUAGCUUGGCAGCAGAGAAAGUAUCCGUGUUGCCUCGCAGCAACAUGGAAACCCGGCGGAGAGACGCCAGGGAUAAUCCGUCGGUCAAAGCUAAUCUUCUUUCCAGGAUUUUUUUCUGUUGGUUGAAUCCCUUGUUCAGAGUCGGCCACAAGAGGAGGCUAAGUGAAGAUGACAUGUACAAGAUUCUUCCCGAGGACGCAUCGGACAGACUUGGGGAUGAGUUACAAUGGUACUGGAACCAAGAACUCAAGAUGGCCGCAAAAGAUCUGCGCCAGCCCAAACUUACCAAAGUCCUAAUUAAGUGUUACUGGCGAUCGUACGCUCGCAUCGGAGUAUUCAUCUUUAUGGAGGAAAGCAUCAAAGUACUACAGGCGUGGCUACUCGGGAAGGUCAUUGGGUACUUUGAGAACCCCAACGCCACAAGCCCGGCUGCGGUCUACGAGGCCUACAGCUAUGCGGCUGGCAUCGCCUUGUCCACUUUUUGGGCGGCUCUGCUCCACCAUCUCUAUUUCUACCAGGUGCAAAGAGCAGGCAUGAAAAUCCGCGUGGCCAUGUGUCACAUGAUCUAUCGUAAGGCUCUCAGUCUUAACAACACAGCGCUAACAAAGACAACGACGGGACAAAUUGUCAAUCUAUUGUCCAAUGACGUCAACAGAUUUGAUGAGGUAACUUUGUAUCUACACUAUCUGUGGAUUGGUCCUCUGCAAACAGCCAUGGUUAUAGUAUUGUUGAUGUAUUGGAUCGGCCCCUCAUGCUUCGCGGGCAUAGCCAUCAUUUUUGUUCUGAUCCCAGUGCAGACCAUGUUUGGAAGACUGUUUUGCACUCUGAGGGCUGAAACUGCAGUCCUGUCUGAUGAUAGAAUACGCACAAUGAGCGAGGUCAUCACUGGGAUACGUGUUAUAAAGAUGUGUGGGUGGGAGAAAACUUUUGCUGCUCUUGUGGAUGAAGUCAGAAGAAUGGAGAUCUCCACGGUAAUGAAAAGCUCCUACCUGCGUGGCUUGAACAUGGCAUCCUUCUUCGUGGCCAUCAAGAUCAUCAUCUUCAUCACUGUCUGCGUCUACGUGCUGACAGGCAACCUGCUGUCCUCCAGUACCAUCUUCAUGGCCAUGUCCCUCUUCGGCGCCAUAAGACUGACCAUCACACUCUUCGUUCCUUAUGCCAUCGAGAAGGUGUCUGAGUCCCUCAUUAGCAUCCGCAGAAUCAAAACUUUUCUCCUUCUGGAUGAAGUUGCUCCUCAGCAUUUGGGGCUUCCUGUGGCAGAGAAGAAAGACGCUAUGUUGAAGAUUCAGGAUUUGAUUUGCUACUGGGACAAGAUUCAAGAGGCUCCGACCUUACAGAAUGUGUCUUUGAACGUGAGGCCCGGUCAGCUGCUUGUUGUAAUCGGUCCUGUUGGAUCAGGGAAGUCUUCGCUCCUCAGUGCCGUCCUGGGAGAGCUGAGUCAGGAGAGCGGUGUGGUCAAAGUCAGGGGCGCUCUGACUUACACUUCCCAGCAGCCCUGGAUCUUGCCCGGCACCAUUCAAAGCAACAUCCUGUUCGGCAAAGAGCUUAACCGCCAGAAGUACAACAGAGUCCUGAAAGCGUGUGCCCUCAAGAGAGACAUGGAGCUGUUGCCAGGAGGCGACUUGACACCGGUCGGAGACAGAGGGUCUAACCUGAGUGGAGGACAGAAGGCGAGGGUCAGCUUGGCCAGAGCAGUGUACCAGAAUGCAGACAUCUACCUGCUGGAUGACCCUCUCAGUGCCGUGGAUGCUGAAGUGGGCAAGCACAUCUUUGAAGAAUGUAUCUGUGGACUUUUAAGGAACAAGCCACGUGUCCUGGUCACUCAUCAGCUGCAGUAUCUGAAGGCUGCACAUCAAAUUGUUGUCUUAAAGGAGGGUCAAAUGGUGGCAAGUGGUACUUACGGCGAGCUGCAGAGCUCUGGUCUGGACUUCUCCUCGCUCCUCAAAGAGGAGGAGAGUCAAGAGGAAAGACAGAGCAUCGCCUCUCGCUACCCUCGUACGCUCUCUGAUGACUCCGUGUCCAUGUCCUCCUCCCACUGCUCCCUGAUGGAGGAGGAGCCACUCACACUGGCCGCGCAGCCCAUGGACGAAGAAUGGCGCUCACACGAAAACAUCGGCCUGCAAUUGUAUGUGAAAUAUUUCAGAGCAGGCGCCAACUUCCUGGUCCUCUUCCUCCUCAUUCUACUCAACGUUCUGGCACACGUGACAUUUGUGCUUCAGGACUGGUGGCUUGCUUUGUGGGCCUCCGAGCAGCAGAAGCAGCACGUGAACAUAACACAGCACCUCAAUGGCAGCCUCCCUGCACAACUGGACCUUGACCUGUACUUAAGUGUUUACGCAGGUUUAACGGCCGCAUCUGUGGCGUUCGGCUUCGUUCGCAGCCUGGUUUUCUUCAGCAUCUUGGUGAAAUCAGCCCAAACCCUCCACAACAGCAUGUUUGAGGCCAUACUUCGGACUCCUGUGCACUUUUUUGAAAUUAAUCCAAUUGGAAGAAUCCUCAACAGGUUCUCCAAAGACAUGGGCUACCUGGACUCUGUGCUGCCGUGGACGUUUGUGGACUUCACCCAGGUGUUCCUGCAGGUGUUUGGCGUGGUUGUAGUGUCCUCCAUAAUCAUCCCCUGGAUCCUCAUCCCAUUCGUCCCUCUCUUCGCCGUUUUCCUGUGUCUGCGGCGCUACUUCCUCCAGACCUCCAGGGACAUCAAGCGCCUGGAGGCUACCACUCGGAGUCCCGUCUUCUCCCACCUUUCUUCUUCUCUUCAAGGCCUCAGCACCAUACGAGCAUUUAAGGUUCAGGACUGGUUUCAGAAGAUGUUCGAUGACUAUCAAGACCUUCACUCAGAGGCUUGGUUCCUGUUCCUGACCACCUCGCGCUGGUUAGCUAUACGCCUUGACGGGAUCUGUUCUAUUUUCGUAGCAGUUACUGCUUUCGGAUGUCUCUACUUCAGGGAAGUAUUGGACCCUGGUGCAGUGGGCCUGGCUCUGUCCUACGCGGUGACACUGACCGGCAUGUUUCAGUGGGGCGUUAGACAGAGUGCGGAGAUUGAGAACAUGAUGACAUCCGUAGAGAGACUUGUGGAGUACACAGAGCUGAAGAGUGAAGCAGCUUGGGAGACCGACACCAUGCCACCCCCUGAUUGGCCCACCGGAGGCUUCAUCACUUUUGACUCGGUCAACUUCUCCUACAGUGCCAAUGAUCCACUGGUCCUCAAGAACCUGACUCUCGUCUUCACGUCCAGAGAAAAGGUGGGCAUUGUGGGACGAACCGGCGCUGGUAAGAGCUCUCUGAUAUCGGCCUUGUUCCGCCUGGCUGAACCCGAGGGCAGGAUAGUGAUUGAUGGUUUCCAGACGUCUGAUGUUGGCCUGCAUACUCUUCGCCAGAGGAUGUCCAUCAUACCGCAGGACCCAGUUCUCUUCACGGGCACCAUGAGGAAGAAUCUGGACCCUUUCAGGCAGCACACAGAUGAGGACCUGUGGAAUGCACUCCAAGAGGUGCAGAUGAAGGCCGUGGUGGAGGAACUGCCCAAUAAGUUGGAUACCAUGCUGGCAGAGUCAGGCUUGAACUUCAGCAUGGGCCAGAAGCAGCUGCUAUGCCUGGCCAGGGCCAUCCUGCGGAAAAACCGCAUCCUUGUCAUCGACGAGGCCACGGCCAAUGUGGACCCAAGAACCGACAGCCUGAUCCAGCAGACGAUCCGGGAGAGGUUUCAAGAGUGUACGGUGCUCACCAUCGCUCACAGGCUCAACACCAUCAUCGACUGUGACAAAAUACUGGUUCUGGACGCAGGCAAAGUCCAGGAGUAUGACGAGCCUUACGUGCUGCUCCAGAACGAGGACGGGCUUUUCUAUCAGAUGGUCCAGCAGACAGGCCGAGUCGAGGCCGCCUCGCUGCUCGACACAGCCAAACAGGUUCACGUGAACAAACGGCGGCCGGGAGAAUCGUGCUGCCUCAAGGAUGUAGGUGUCAUCUUUGAGACGUCUCUCUGACACUUUGGAGAGUGGCUUUGACCUCCUCCGCGCUCGCCAUUACAGAGCCCCGGUGGGAGGGUGCAUCCAUCCGACUACAGUGGAAUGUUUUUUUUGUUUGUUUUUUUAAAGGCGGCUGCAAUUUGAUGAGCUCAGGUGUGAAACAGACAGCGGGGCUGUGCCUUUAUUGAUAGCGUGAGUUGAUUGAUGGCACCUUGCAGUGUUGAUGUAUGGUCUCUCCGAGCCUCCUGGGAGGCUUCAAUCCUGUGCUGGUGCUCCAAAGAGUGCUCACAUUAAAUGUAUGUGCACUGACUUUAUAGACGCAGACUAUCUCGGCAUCAUUUGCACACACACACACACACACAAAAACGCUUCACAAGACCACGAGAAGGUCUUAUUUUUCGUGCCUGCUUCUUUUGACUUGUUUGCACUUUUCUCAAUAAAUACUGUAGGUCUUCCUGCAUAAGUGAC